AUGGAGGGGAGAUUGCAUUUUUCUGUCGCUUCUGUCGUGGAAAAUGUUCUUCAGCAGCAUGGGAAACGAUUGAGUGAUAUGGAUUUGGCAUCAAGAAAAGCGGAGGAAGCUUCCUUGAGAAGAUAUGAAGCAGCCAGGUGGCUAAGAAAGGUAGUUGGAGUUGUUGGAGCCAAAGAUUUUCCAGCUGAGCCAUCAGAAGAAGAAUUCAGGCUCGGGUUGAGAAGUGGGAUUAUCCUUUGCAAUGUUCUCAACAAGAUUCGACCUGAUGCUGUGCCUAAAGUAGUUGAAGCACCUUCUGAAUCUGUAGUUAUUCCUGAUGGGGCAGCCUUGUCUGCAUACCAGUAUUUCGAAAAUGUAAGAAACUUCCUCGUCGCUGCGGAGGAAAUGGGGCUUCCGACCUUUGAAGCCUCUGAUUUGGAACAGGGAGGGAAAUCUUCAAGAAUAGUAAAUUGUGUACUAGAACUGAAAUCAUACAGUGACUGGAAACAAGGAGGUGGAAAUGGAUCAUGGAAAUUUGGUGGAAAUCUGAAACCCCCUUGCUCCAGUAAGCAAUUUGUAAGAAAAAAUUCUGAGCCAUUUAUGCGUUCCAUUUCAAGGACCUCAUCAAUCAGUGAGAAAUCUAUGGAUAGUUUGUUUAGUGAUCCAGUCUUGAGCAGUGAUCUUGGGAAUGACCUUGAUGAAAUGGGUAACCCUAGCUCCUUGAACAUGCGUGUCCAUGAAAUUCUUUUGGACAAGAAACAAGAAGAAAUUCCAGUAAUUGUAGAGAAUAUGCUAAGAAAAGUUAUGGAGGAAUUUGAGCAUCGGUUAGCAAGCCAAACGGAACAG
Ilex paraguariensis (yerba mate) is the source of this 825-nucleotide messenger RNA. The record is from the annotation of a GenBank genome assembly. NCBI's taxonomy places the organism in Eukaryota, Viridiplantae, Streptophyta, Magnoliopsida, Aquifoliales, Aquifoliaceae.